Molecule: messenger RNA, 471 nt
Organism: Aspergillus terreus NIH2624
Lineage: Eukaryota; Fungi; Ascomycota; Eurotiomycetes; Eurotiales; Aspergillaceae
Exons: 2
Coding region: 1-471 (156 amino acids)
Source: RefSeq, a predicted model, not a curated record
AUGCAGGGUCGUGCUGCCUCCACGAACGAGGCCCAGGAGGGUGGCUCCUGGUGCCUGCGGUGCUUGCAGCACCUGCCCGCCGCCCCCGAUGGUGGUUUCGCCUGCCGGGUGAACCCCGGUAGGUCCGCCUGUGUGCGCUGUCACGGCGUGCGCCACGCUUGCCGCCCGGUGGAGGGUGAGCACGCUGGCUUGGCGGCGGUGGCCGUUCAGGCCUACCGCCGUCUCUGGGCGGCUCCCAAGUCGCAGCAGUCAGAGCUGCGCCGGGAGUUGUCCCAGGCGGUGGCAGCCCUCGCCCGGGCCCACCGCAAGCCACGUACCCCUCGCCGGGUUGGCAAGCGUGGCAGCGGUUGUAAGGCCCCUCCUGCCGGCCGCCGCGACCCCUCGCCCCCGGGCCCCUCGACGCCCUGCAAGAUUGCGGGUGCCGUGCUUGGUGCGGUGGCUUCGCCACUGCAGUGGCUGUUGGGUGUUUAG